AUGUCGAGCUCGACCGGCAGGCAGCAGCAGCCCCAGACUGGAACUACAGGAGGUACUACACCCACGCAGCCGGAGCAGACAGAUUGGAGGUCACUUGCGGACGCCGGUGCGAAUAUACCCAACACUUUGUACGCCUCCAGAGCAGAUGCGACUUACGAUGAAGAAGCUAACAACAUGUGGAAGAAAUGUUGGGGCCUGUGCAAGAAGAUGUGGCAAAUCACCAUCGUCGUGUUUGUCGUGGUCAAUGCCAUUAUGCUGCCAUAUUUAGCAGUUGUAAGCACCGUGAACUAUGAAGAGAUUUUCAAGCUGAACAGUAAGACUGGGAAGACUGAACUGCGUCUAGCUGAGCUAAUCCGAUCGAAUGGACUUCGGGGCCCUCCAGGGGAAAUGGGACCAAUAGGGCCGGCUGGUCCUCCCGGACCUCCAGCAAAUAUGGGACCGAAAGGGCCCGCUUGCCCUUGCUCUAUUGGCCCUCCCGGUGAAAAGGGAACCACGGGGCCAGCCGGCCCUCCAGGAGAAAAGGGGGCCAGGGGGCCAGUCGGGCCUGUGUCUGUCGGGCCUCGUGGACCCCAAGCAAAUAUGGGGCCGAUAGAGCCAGCUGGCCCUGGGCCUAUCGGGCCUCCUGGCCCUCCUGGUAAAAAGGGGCCUAUGGGGCCGACUGGCCCUCCGGGAAAAAAGGGGUCCGUGGGGCCUUCAGGAGAAAAGGGAGCCACGGGGCCCGCUGGCCCUCCAGGAGAAGAGGGGCCCAUAGGGCCACCUGGUCCUUGGUCUGUUGGACCUCCUGGCCCACCUGGUGAAAAGGGGCCUAUCGGGCCUCCUGGCCCUCCUGGUAAAAAGGGGGCCAUGGGGCUAGCUGGCUCUUGCUCUGUUGGGCCCCCUGGCCCACCUGGUGAAAAGGGCUCCAUAGGGCAGGCUUGCCCUGGGCCUAUCAUCCAGACAUCCAGAAAAGGGGGUAAUUACACAUCCCUUUAG
Branchiostoma belcheri (Belcher's lancelet) is the source of this 972-nucleotide messenger RNA. RefSeq names its product collagen alpha-1(X) chain-like. Lineage: Eukaryota; Metazoa; Chordata; Leptocardii; Amphioxiformes; Branchiostomatidae. The record is from RefSeq and is a predicted model, not a curated record. The coding region runs from base 1 to 972 and encodes 323 amino acids. The transcript has 6 exons.